Molecule: messenger RNA, 378 nt
Organism: Eremothecium cymbalariae DBVPG#7215
Lineage: Eukaryota; Fungi; Ascomycota; Saccharomycetes; Saccharomycetales; Saccharomycetaceae
Exons: 1
Coding region: 1-378 (125 amino acids)
Source: RefSeq, a predicted model, not a curated record
AUGAGCCAACAUCACCAUCCCUCCAAACCCCAACCCGCCCCAACAAAUACCCCGUCCACAACCCCAACCCGCCCCUCUGCAGCGAGCCCUCCGAGCCCUGCAAACCCUGCAAACCCUGCCGUCGGUCCUGCUGCCGUCGGCUCCACCUGGACCAAGUCCGAUAUUCCAAUUAGAUCCUUUUCUGGAUACUCCAUGCAGUUCACUGCAUGGACCUCCCCUAACUCUGCCGCCGCGGCGGCGGCUGCUGCGGCGGCUGCCGCCGCAACUGCAGCUACAGCAACACCGGCGCCCGCGGCCUCCCCCCUUUCGAAGAAGAUCCUGGCAGACACACCCACACACCACCCUCCGCCCGCCACUUUACCGAAAACAGAGAUCUGA